AGGCAUCAAAAUUACCAUCAAUCGCGAUCGUGCUAUCAGUGAAAAUCAGUUUAUUCAUGAUAGUAGGUAUCCCGCUAAUUAAUUACUCCGAACGUGCAGCUCAAAAACAUGUCCGGUGAAGAACCGCAGGAAGAUCUCCGUUGCCGGUUUUGCCUGGCCAUGGAAGUGGACGAGCUGAUUCCGGUGUUUUGCAUUGCUUCCACGCAGAAGAUACUGAUUUCUCAUAUGGCUCUGGCCUGUACGGGACUUGUGAUUUCGUGUCGCGACAAACUGCCUCAGUACACAUGUGACGCAUGCCUGGGCAAUCUGGAUAUUGCCUAUGAUUGCUGGAAACGUUGCCGCCAGUCAUGGGGUAACUACAAAAAAAAUCCGACACUCGACACCGAGGACGAAGACUAUCGCUGCCGGAUUUGUCUCAAGAAUGAGGUGGAAGAGCUCAUUUCUCUCUUCUGUAUCUGCGAUAGCCAGUUGAUGAAGAUAAGCGAUAUCAUUCAACGAUUUUCUGGACUAAAUGUGUCCGACAAUGAUAAAUUCCCGCAGUACAUUUGCGACGUUUGCCUUGGAGAACUGAACACUGGGUUUGACUUUCGAAAAUUAACACGAAAAUCUAAUGCGACUUUGCGCAGCCAUUCGAUUGAAACCCGUAUCGUUGAAGAAUCCCGAAAUCAAACUAACGAUAGUUCUAAAACACUCAAUAAUACCUCGCUAUUAAAUGAGUUCUUGAUUUUUAAUGAUCCACCUGAACAAACUUCGCCAAAAGCUAAAACCCCGAUAAAAUCUUCAACAGAAAAGAAAGCAAAGGAAGUUAGAAACCAGAUAUCAGCAAUAACAAGUAGCACCAAACCAGCUGAAUCCGCUAGUCCAAAAAGCAACAUACAAAACAAAUCACAAGUGAUCACUCAGAAUCCAAAAACUGUCCCAAAGGUUCCUGCGUCAAAGGAGAGAAAAAUAUAUUCGCCAUCCCCAACAUUGAAUCCUGGCAAGACGAUAGGCCAAACAGUAUUCAAAAAGCUUCCUCAAGAUCCACUCGCCAUCGAUGAUAAGUACGAAGCUCCAAAAUCAACAACUUCAAACUUACAAUCUACUACAAGUAUUUCGAAGAAAGUCACGCAAACAGAUGGUUCAUCUUCUUUGAAACCCGUUGCUGCUGUUCUAUUUGCAUCCGAUGGACAACCAAAUCUUAAGAAAGCUUCCUUCUCAAAUCCCGCGGAAUUUAAAAUGCUUGCCUCCCGGAUCUUGAAGAAACCUGUCGAUAAACCCUCCCCAGCGCCAGUGGUGCCGGAAGCCUGUGCUACUCUAGCUGCGAGCGAUCAUAAAAUUCUUUACAAAAAGGCACGCUUCACUUGGUCGCAGAUCACAGCUUUCCUAUGCAACAACUGUGACAACGUUUGCAGAGCUGCGGCCAUACAAAAGACAUGUAUCAAAUGUAAACUACGGUUUGAUAACUACCUGUCCAUUAAAUUGGAGCACAAAGCAGCUCAACAAGGAUAUGUGGAAGCUUACUGCUGUAGAGAUUGUACCUUUUUCUCGGUAACUCUCGAAUCACUGCUAGCGCAUCUGAUGAGUCAUAGCAAACAAUUUAGCUACCGUGGCAUAGUACUAGGUUCUGCCAAAAUAACAACUACCAAACAGUCUAACAAAGAGGCAGUACCACCUACUCAAUCGAUUGAACCAGUAUCUAACAAGCGACGUGUCGAAGAAGCGCCAGUCCAAUCGAGCCAACCAGUAGCCAAAAAACAACGUCCCUUACAGCAGAAACCUGAAUUCAAUCCUAAAGUUCUCGGAAUGAAAUUUGCCCAUAAAUGGAUACGGGUAGAACCAGACAGCAAUAUAAUACCUCGUAAUCGUGGUGUUCUCUCCGUUGAUAGUGACAGUGAUAACGACUCAACAUCUGAAGUGCGAGUAGAGGAAGAACCAGCAGUAAACAGCAAAUGUAUUACUCAGGCUGUGAAAGGUACGCUCACCGUUGAAAUUGACAGUGACAACGACUCGGAACCCGAAGGUCCAGAAGAAUUGAAAGAAGAAGAAGUACUCGACACAGACAUGAAAUUGCAACACAAUCCUUUGGACAUCAUCGACACAAUGGGUGCCAUAAUAACAGAACGACCAACAGAUUCACAUCCAAACGAUGCCACAAUAACAACUAAUGAUGUGACGACAUACAGAAUUCAGAAUGAAUUUGUGGAAGUAUCCUCCAAUGAAGAAUUCAUAGGGUUUGAAGAGGAGCAGUUAGAAGCCCCUAGGCUAGUGCCAUUAGCUGGAAGAACUCCCGACACCGAUUUUUUCGAUACCUUGAAAAACACCGACGAAUACUUAAUGGUAUUCCUCAAAGGAUUUCUCUGCUGUGGUUGUUUGAAACCGUUCAAAUCACUGGAACAGCUCAAAAGACAUCGUACACGGACUCAUUCGAAAGCACAACCCAAUGUGAACAAUCCUAGUUGUGAAAUCUGCACGACAGCUGAGGAUCACCGCAUGUUAAGCUCAAAGCGGAUUUUCUACUACUGCAAAUUCUGCGAAAGUCUAUUAGUAGAAGAAGACUUCCACAGCCACCGAGAAUCAAAUCACACCACGGAAAAACAACUGCUGUCAUCCAUCCCGGUACCAGAAGUGUAUGACGUCAUCCUUUCGAAACUAUGUCCAAAAUUAGCUUUGAGGAAAAAGGAAAAUGUCACUCAUUCGCCCAAUCCCUUCAAAUCGAUUGAAAGUGAAACUAUAUUUAAAACAUUGAAAGAAACUAAAGAAUACAAGCUGCUCUUCAUGAAAGGCGAACUAUGCUGUGGAUGUCAAGAGUGGUACAGCUCCAAAGAAGCACUGCAAGCCCAUUGCGACAAAUUCCAUACCGAAGAGAUCAGACCGGGAAACACAGCACAGUGUGAACUAUGUCAUGCUGAUUGCAGAACUGAUAGUCGACUGAUUCGUCAUCGAUUGCAGCGAGUACGGAAAUUGUACUACUUCUGUAAAAUAUGCCAUGAAUUUCUGGUGCAUGAUGCAUACAACUAUGAAACUCAUCAAGCGGUUGCACAUUGGCAACAGCUUAAAGUUCAUGCGUUUGAUACGUCUGAGAACGUCGGAAUGUUGAUAUCGAAAGUUAUGUUGAUUUUUAAUAAAUCUGUUAAUAUUGCAUUUGGACGAGAUAAAUCGCCGAGCAGGAUCAACAUGGCUUCAACCUGCCGCAUUUGUCAACAAACGGGAGUGAAGGGAUUAAUUCCCCUCUCCCACACCGUCAGUACACAGCGAAAGCCAGUAUUCGAUAUGCUCAUUGCGGUUGGCGGCUCGAGUACCUCGAAAGUGGAAGAAUACGACCGUAUACCUCAACACGUGUGCAGCGGGUGCCUCGAACAGUUGGAACAAUCGUAUUCCUUACGCAUGCUGUGCCGUAGUUCUUUGCGAAAGCUUUUACUACAUCCGCUAGGAGGAACUUCUCAAAGUUGUCUUAUAUGCUACGGUAAAAAGGAAUUGUUUGCGGUCAAUGGCGUUCAUGAGAGAUGGAAGAUAAAGAUAAGCGACAUGAUUGAACAAUUGAUCGGCGUAGAACUGAUCAAGGAGCGUUCUCAAAAAUACGCUUGCAAAAGCUGUUCAAUCAAACUAUAUGCAUGGUACGAAUUCAAGGGAAAGUGUCUCAGAUCGGAGGCAAAUUGGUUGGAAAAUGUGAUUUAUCCAUGGGAAAGAAUGAAGGUUGAUGAUAAUAAUCCGGAACACUUAGUAGCAGAUCUAUACGCGAAGGUGGUGCAAGAUGGCGAAGGAAAAGCACACUGUUCAAUUUGCCUGCUAAGCGUUGAUCUGAAACAACUAGGUGAGAAAUGCGAAGGUUGUAUGCUCGAGUUUAGAAAUUGCGAUGAAAUGCAAGCGAAUGAAGUAUCUUCACCUGCUGAAGACGAAAGUAGUGCCUUUUGUCCUUUGGAAAUGAGCUGUGACGAAGAAGAGAUCAAUCCUCAAGAACUGGACGCGCUCCCAGAAGAAGAUGACGAUGAGCGCUUAGAAGUAGCAAAGUUGAAUACCGAAUAUUUGGGAUAUGUUGAAGAACCUGAAAAGGUAUUUGACAUAAUCGAGGAGUACCCCGAUGAUCCGUUUCCAACGGUCUUGCGUAAAGGACCAUGGUGCUGCAAAUGUAUCAAAUUUUUUGCUACCAAAUCUGACAUGGCCGAUCACCAAACUCAGAAUCACCCACCUUCAACUUGUAGUGGAACAUUACCUUGUGAUUUUUGUGAAAGUUCCGCAAAUAAGUUAGCGUUGGCACAUCAUAGAAAAAGUAUGGAUACUUUCGUGUUCGACUUUUGUAGAUCUUGUCAAAUAGUUUUCGAAUAUCCGAAAUUAUUUCGACAGCAUAAGGCCAAGUAUCAUAUGGACUUCAAAUCAGUCAGGACAGCGGAAUCAAAUUUUGAUACGGAGGUUGUCUUUUACUACGACUGCUGUGUGUCCCAUUGUGCAAAUCGCUAUUCAUCGGAAGAACGGCUACUGAAGCACUGUGCAGUUGCACACGGAGAGUCGAAAGAGCCGGUGCCUGAAAAUAUGUGCCAAUAUUGCAAGGUUGUGUUUAUCAGCCAAUCAAAUUUGCAAAAUCACUGGAGGAACGAAAAAAAUUUAUAUAAAUGCCGAGUCGAAGCUUGUAACUUCAUGCGCAUAGACAAGAAAACCAUCUGGCUACACUGUAGUCGACAGCCUCACUCUAGAUAUGCGCGUAAGAAAAAUAUGGAAACGAAGAUCCUUGCCCCGGAUAUGAAACAUUUUACAGUAAUUGGCGAACUGGACAAUAAUACGUACAUUCUGCAGCGUCAAUGCCUGCUUUGCUGUAGAUGUUUUCUCCUUUUUGAAACCAAAGAGGAAUUGGCAGCACAUUGCGAACUACACAGGGUUGAAGACGGUCAACCCUUUCAUUGUCAGAUAUGUAGCCGAGGUUACGAAUCAAAAUCGGGGUAUGGCAAACAUUCAGUUUUGCAGGAAAAUCCCAUCCAUUAUUAUUGCCGUACCUGCAAAAUGAUUCUGUGGCGAAAAGUCGAUCAUGUGAACCACAAAGUUGCGGCUCAUCUCUACGAUGAUGAUCUGAGCGAUCAAAUCGAAACAGUGGAAGACCAUUUCUUCACAUGCUGCGGUUGCUGGAAACCAUUCGAAACGGAAGAAGAACUUGUUGAACAUCGUUGGAAAUAUCACCCACCAUUGAAUCGUAGCCCGAGGAAACCGAAAUGCGAUUAUUGCCAUAAAUUCAUGGAUACCACGGAACAGUUAGAGCAACACAUAACCUUCUAUGAAAGUAAAAUGUCUCACAGAUGCAAGGUGGCUGGAUGUAUUUUUCAAACAAAGAACAUGAAUCGCAUUAGAAGGCACAUUUUGUUCGGACUCCACAAGGACGAGACAGGUGCUACAAUUACUAUCAAGAGCCCAACCGAUUAUCGUUGCUGUGUUUACAUGUGUGGCUUCCGCUGUAUUGAUUAUGAUGCGAUGAUCGAGCAUGGCAAGGCGGUGCAUACGAAUAUGCGCUAUCGAUUGUCUAUUGACUAUAGUGGCUGGCAGUUCACAUGUCCAGUGUGUUGCAAAGGGUUCCCUAAACAAACUUCCCUGAUAUCUCACAAGCUUGGCAACAAAUACUACCGUUGCCGAGGUUGCCAGAAAUACUUCCGACGAAAUAUGUACCUUACACAUUCACAGGAAUGUACAGCACGUUUGAAAUGUAGGCAUUGCGAUCAAGUGAUGUCAUCGAAGCAUACGCUGCGAAAGCACCUACACCAAAUCCAUUCCGUGAAAAAUGGAUUCGAUGCUGGCGCUACCAUGCACAUUUGUAGCAUUUGUGGAAAACAGCGGACCAAUAUUCAACAACACAUGAAGUCACAUGCUAAGAAGCGAAUCUAUAAAUGUUCAACCUGUGGCGAGGGUUUCUUUAAAUACGCAAUGCUGACACUUCAUAAGCGAACGCAUCAACAUCAACGAGAUUUCCCCUGUCGACAUGGUUGCGCAAAGCGUUACAAGGCUUCCGGCGAUCGAGACAGACACGAGAAAUCAGUCCAUCUAGGGAUCAAACCCUUCGUUUGUAAUCUUUGUCCGGAGUCGUUCGUACGCGACCGGGAUCUACGACUGCACCAAAGGAAACAUACUGGCAUGAAGCUUUAUCCUUGCUCUUACUGUUUGGCCAGCUUCGACAAGGUAGGUGAAUACGAGGAUCACUGCAUGACCUGCGUGGAGUCGAUUGAGUAGAAAUUCCGA
Molecule: messenger RNA, 6195 nt
Organism: Ochlerotatus camptorhynchus
Lineage: Eukaryota; Metazoa; Arthropoda; Insecta; Diptera; Culicidae
Exons: 10
Coding region: 109-6186 (2025 amino acids)
Biological process (GO): positive regulation of transcription by RNA polymerase II
Cellular component (GO): nucleus
Molecular function (GO): zinc ion binding
Source: RefSeq, a predicted model, not a curated record